Talaromyces stipitatus ATCC 10500 is the source of this 1467-nucleotide messenger RNA. RefSeq names its product RING finger domain protein, putative. Gene Ontology annotation, cellular component: SUMO-targeted ubiquitin ligase complex. The transcript is spliced from 2 exons. Bases 270 to 1271 code for a protein of 333 amino acids. Gene Ontology annotation, molecular function: ubiquitin-protein transferase activity. The record is from RefSeq and is a predicted model, not a curated record. NCBI's taxonomy places the organism in Eukaryota, Fungi, Ascomycota, Eurotiomycetes, Eurotiales, Trichocomaceae.
AACCACACCUCUCCUUUGCCUUUGCCUCACAUCCUCCAGAUUUUUUACUUCAAAUCAUUCUUUCUUUGCAGUCCUGGGAUGGUCUCGACCAUUUCCGGUCAAAGGAUAGGGCGUUCCUUAUGAACAACGACAACCAUCAAGUGGAGUUGGCCACCAGGUCCCGCAAGGUAUCUUGAAUUCCAUUCGUGGGGCAGCUCAUGUCCUUGACAACCGUUUCUCGCGAUCAAUUUCUAACACACACUUCGACAUGCUAGAGACCUCACACUGAGAUGUCAUACUCCGAUUACCAAAGCCGCUCACAUUGGGCUCACCGCGACCAAUCUAGCUCCUCGCCAUCUUCCUCACAUCAUCAUGGUCACCCCCUCAGUCUCCCGAUACCGCAGUCGAGAUAUCAAGGACAUGGAUUUGAUUUUCGCCGCCCAAUAAUGUCUACAAGCACACCGUCUCGUAUGGAGGAGGUUGUCGACCUGACGAACGAGCCAGAUUCUCCUCCAGUGCAGCUCACCCGUCGUCUACCGUCUCGCAGCCAUUCAUCGAAUGGGAGUAGACCUCACCGGCCGCCGAGAUUUGGAAGAAAUAUAAUGGCAGACGUCGUCGACUUAGAGGAAGAUGAGGAUGAAGACCAGGUUGAAUCAACCGAAGUAAUCAACCUUGACCCUCCAAGCAGUCCUGAAGUGCAAUUUGUCAGAGCCACAGCACGUCCUCCGGCUUUUACUGCCCCGAGCCAUUUGCUCGAUGUCAUCAAUUUCCAUGCACAGCAAGGGUUCCUUUCCACACAAGAGGCCUUCAGACAGGAGAUUGCUCUUCAAACACGCCGGAUGGGCCGAUAUCGAUCAAGUAGGCCAAAUAUGGACGAGAUCUUCCAUACUGGCGAUACGAAUCCGAAUAUUGACCUUCCAAUUGACUUGGAUUAUCAAGCUCCUGGUUUUACUAUUCAUGAACCGCCACGCACACCACCACCGUCCUACAAACCUCCCAGUCCGCCGCCAAAAGGAUUCACAAGAACAGUUGGCGAAGAUGACGUCGUCGUAUGUCCAAAUUGCGAUCGAGAAUUGGGCCUCGGCGACGGUCCCCGUCAACAGAUAUGGGUUGCAAAACCGUGUGGCCAUGUAUAUUGUGGAGAAUGCGCAAUCAACCGUGCAAUGUCCAAAAAGAGGGCCAUAACUUCAUCACCAGCUCUCAGGACAACAAAACCUUUUGCGAAGUGCAAAGUCGCCGGUUGUGAAAAGCAAGUUAGUCAGCCAAAGUCUAUGUUUCAGAUAUAUCUGUGAUCUAGAAAGAUAUUUCAUUUCGUUGGGCGUUUCGGUCUCUUUUUGUAUUGGUCAUUGGCUGGAGCUCACGCGGUUCAAUUUCAGGAUAUUUUUUUGGUCACAUUUUGGCAUGGAAGGGUGAUUGUACGCUAUUUUUACGAGAUUUAUCAUAGAUACCCAUGCUUUUCGAACUUGUUUCAUACGAAUGAUAUAUCAU